This is a messenger RNA of Phalaenopsis equestris, 1161 nucleotides long. Its product is annotated as nuclear fragile X mental retardation-interacting protein 1-like. Lineage: Eukaryota; Viridiplantae; Streptophyta; Magnoliopsida; Asparagales; Orchidaceae. Gene Ontology annotation, molecular function: RNA binding. Gene Ontology annotation, cellular component: nucleus. Gene Ontology annotation, biological process: box C/D snoRNP assembly. The coding region runs from base 1 to 810 and encodes 269 amino acids. The transcript has 4 exons. The record is from RefSeq and is a predicted model, not a curated record.
AUGGAUAAGUUGCCAAGGCGCUGCUUCAAAUCUCCCGUCAACAACAGAUCAAAAUCUGCUGUGUCGAGAGUUAUGGGAAGGAGAAAAGUGCAGAAAACUGAGAGGAAAUCCAGAGGACAACCUCGGUGCGACUUGACUGCUUCAAGACUGGAUCUAGCAGUUUCGGUUCAGCCAGCGAGUGAUGUAUAUAACGAAAGUGAAAUCCAGCAGUGGCGUGAGGCGCGCAAGAAUAAUUUUCCUACCAGAGCUAACAUUGAGAAGAAGCUGAAGUCAGAAAGUGCAAACAAGGAAGAGAUGGAUUCACUUGCUAAAAUACGCCGGCAGCGGAAGAGAGCCCGGUUACAACGCAAUAAGCGAAAUGCCAAAAGGCUAAAGCUCAAGAAUGAGACAGCCCCUGCUGACGAACCAGUCGUUAAGAAAAGGGAACCAACCCUUCUGCGGAAGCUUCUGAAUGCCGAUAUAAGGCGAGAUAAGAGCCAGUUGUUGCAAGCUUUCAGAUUCAUGGUGUUGAAUUCUUUCUUCAAGAGUGUGCCUGAUAAGCCUCUGGUGUUCCCAAUAAUCACAGCUAAAAAUGCUCAGCCUGAAUCAGAGAAGAGACCAUUGGAUUCUGAUACUAAUUUCAGAGCGGAGAAUGGAAAUGCUGAAGAGGUUGAGAGGGAAAAAAAUUCAGCUUUGGUUGGAGCAGUACAGAGUGAAGGUGAUGAAGAUAAUGAUAGCGAUGGUGUUAGUGAUGUAGUAUAUGAACCUAAUGGUGAGGAUGUCAUCUCGCAUGGUGGUGAGAAAUCUGAGGAAGGAGAGAUUACUGAUUAACAGGGAGAAUCCAGUUUUCCAAGCUUAUUAAGCAUUACUUGACUAUCAUUAAAGCUUGAAAAGGGCAAAGCAGCAAUUUUAGGGGAAGUUGUCUCUUCUUUUUUUUUUUUGUAAUUUAUGUUCAUUAUCAGAAAUUGGAAUUUAUUUUGGCCUUUUUUUUAUCCCUUUUCUUAAUUACAUUUGAACUGAGCCUUCUAGGUAUGAAUACAUAAUGUUUUGAUGAUUGCUAUGGUCAUCAGAAAUAUUAUUGAAGGUCAAUUUUGUGCAGUUUGUUCGCAUUUGUAUUACUCUAAAUUUGUUCCGAAGUAGUGUUGCAGAAGAACCAAUCUAAGCCCAGGCUAUUCCAUUUUU